This is a messenger RNA of Salvia miltiorrhiza (redroot sage), 2431 nucleotides long. Its product is annotated as protein STRUBBELIG-RECEPTOR FAMILY 2. Gene Ontology annotation, biological process: protein phosphorylation. Bases 108 to 2282 code for a protein of 724 amino acids. Lineage: Eukaryota; Viridiplantae; Streptophyta; Magnoliopsida; Lamiales; Lamiaceae. The transcript has 17 exons. Gene Ontology annotation, molecular function: protein kinase activity; protein binding; ATP binding. The record is from RefSeq and is a predicted model, not a curated record.
AAUCGAGUCGUCUCAAUUUCACAUUUCAGCUUCUUGUUGUAUUCAAUCACCAUCAACCCUCUCUCUCUCUCUCUAGAGAAUAUCUUUUUGAAGGGAAAUAAGCAAAUAUGGCCAAGAAUAUGUUCUUGCUGAUUCUGGGUUUCUAUUGGGCGAUCAUGGGACUUCAGUCUUGGGCAACCACUGAUGUAUCAGAGGUUCAAGCUCUUCAAAAUUUGUACAGGUCACUUAACAAGCCGAUGCAGCUGGAGCAUUGGAAAGAAGAGAGUGGAGACCCUUGUGCAGAACCCUGGACUGGAGUUCAAUGCAUCGGAUCAUCAAUUAUCGACCUUAAACUUCAUGGGCUGGGGCUGACAGGAAGCAUUGGAUUUGAGCUCUCAAAUCUCAAGAGUCUGAAGAAAUUGGACCUUAGUUCAAAUGACAUUGAGGGAUCAAUCCCCUACAGUUUACCUCCCAACCUCACGCACCUAAACUUCGCUGAGAACAAAUUUAGUCAGAGCUUUCCAUACUCGAUAGAGAAGAUGAAACACCUCCAACAUCUGAAUCUGAGCCACAAUUCAUUAUCUGGAUCUUUGGGAAACGUGUUUGCUGGCCUUGAGAGUCUUGAACAAAUGGAUUUGUCGUUCAAUAGCUUCACUGGAGAUCUACCUAUCUCGGUCAAAUCUAUGUCAAAUCUUAAAAGCUUGUUUUUGCAGAGCAAUCAAUUUACUGGAUCAGUAAUUUUCUUGGCUAGUCUCACUCUCAUUGAUCUGAAUAUUGAAGAUAACCAUUUCAGUGGUGUUAUUCCAGAACACUUCCAAAAUAUAACCAACUUGUGGUUUGGGGGCAAUGAGUUUGUAAGAGAAGCAAACUAUCCUCCUUGGAACUUUCCUACAGAGUCAAUGCCGAAAGAGCAGAACAGUUCAGCAGCAGUAAAUUUUAGUGCCUUUGAGAACAAUACUCCUCAAAUGGAAGGAGGUCACAAAAGCAAGAAACUAGGCGCGGGUGUGAUAGUUCUAAUAAUUGGUGGGAUCAUUCUGGUAGGAGGAAGUGCAGCUCUUACGAUUGUUCACAGGCAACGGUCCUUUGUUAGAAAAUGUAGAAGCACGGUAGGCCGUGAAGACUCAAUGAAAUCUCUUCCUACUAAUACACUCCAAGAUUAUACAUCGGUGAGUGGAACAGGCAGCCCCCAUACAUCAGGGUUCAGCUCUUCACCGAUGAUUACCCCUUCUCGUUUGCCUGCUGUUCGGACUAGAACACUGAAACUGCCUAGGAGAAAAAGUUUCACCAAGAGCAAAAUGGCAGCUGUUCCAAGAGUAUACACCAUUGCAGAGCUUCAAAUAGCAACAAACAGCUUUGGUGAAGAACACUUUAUUGGUGAAGGAUCCCUUGGUUCCGUUUAUAAAGCACAUUUUCCAGAUGGCACGGUUGUGGCUGUGAAGAACAUUAAGACAGUACCUCUAUCCAUCAUCGAAGAACAACAGUUCUUCGAUGUGAUCAAGAACAUAUCGCGUUUGAAGCACCCGAACAUAGUGCCUCUUCUUGGUUAUUCCAUGGAGCAUGGCCAGCAUCUCCUUGUGUAUGAGUUUAUCAGGAACUUGACUCUUGAUGAUGCUCUGCAUUGCGUCGCGUACAAGCCGCUGAACUGGGGCGCUCGCCUUCAGAUUGCUCUUGGCGUUGCACGAGCACUGGAUUACAUGCAUUCAUCAUUCGUGCCGCCUAUUCCCCAUAGCAACUUGAAGGCUGCUAAUAUCUUGCUUGAUGAAGAGUUUAAGCCUCAUGUCUGUGAUUGUAGCCUGGCUAUACUGAGGCCCCUCUCUAGGAACACGGUUAAGCUCAAGGCUUCUGAAAUGGCAAUAGCUGAUAGUGGCUACAUUGCACCAGAUAAUCUACAACCUAGCUCUGGUAACUCAAAGGCUGAUGUUUAUGCCUUUGGGGUGCUGCUGUUAGAAAUUUUGACAGGAAGAAAGCCCUUUGACAAUACACGAGCACCGGGAGAGCAGUCUCUGGCAACAUGGGCUGCAUCGAGGCUUCACGAUGGCGCGUCGUUAGCACAGAUGGUCGAUCCAGCCGUUAAGAAUACAAUUCCCUCCAAGUCUCUCUCUCGUUUUGCUGAUGUAGUAUCUAUGUGUAUUCAGCCUGAGCAGGAAUUCAGGCCCCAAAUAGGUGAAAUUGUGGAUUCACUAAGCCGUCUACUGAAUCCAACAGCAGCAGAUGUUGCAGAGGCAGACUUCGAACGAUCUUUCAGAUCAACCAGCUCUAAAUUUUUUGGCUCAUCACCCACACAAAGCUACUACUCUGUGUAAUGUUGCUUUCAAGGCUUUUUGAGAGCAAUGAUUUGUUCUGAAACAAUUUAUAACAUCAUUUUUGGUUUUGGCGGUCACUCUGAUAUCAUGAACAUAAAACUGUUGUUAGCAACUAUCGUUACAAGUCUACAGACAACUAGUUUACGGAA